UGCAGCAAUGUUACUUACGUCACUACCGGUAUCCUACGAGUGCCGUAAAGUGAGCUGCCUAGCGGCCCACUGCAGGUCUGGGGUGAAUUGUACCGCAAUGCCGCCCAAGAAACCGUCGGCGCCACAGGCUAGCAAGAAAACUGACCAGAAGAAGAAGGAGAAAGUAAUAGAGGACAAGACAUUCGGCCUUAAGAAUAAAAAGGGGGCCAAACAACAGAAGUUCAUCAAAAAUGUUACUCAUCAAGUUAAAUUCGGACAGCAGAAUCCUCGACUGGUUACACAGACAGAAGGCGAAAAGAAAACUACAAAAGAUGCCAAAAAGAAGGAACUUCUGGAACUGAAUGAUCUUUUUAAACCGGUAGUAGCUGCGCAAAAGGUCAGCAAAGGUGCAGAUCCAAAAUCCGUAGUCUGUGCAUUCUUCAAGCAAGGCCAAUGCACCAAAGGUGAUAAGUGCAAGUUUUCUCAUGAUCUGUCUUUGGAACGCAAAUGUGAAAAAAGAAGUGUUUACGUUGAUGGAAGGGAUGACGAACUUGAAAAGGACACAAUGGAAAACUGGGAUGAAAAGAAGUUGGAAGAGGUGGUAAACAAGAAGCACGGUGAAGCUGAAAAGAAGAAGCCCAAAACAGAAAUUGUUUGCAAGUUUUUCCUUGAUGCGAUAGAAACCAACAAAUAUGGAUGGUUUUGGGUGUGUCCUGGUGGAGGGGAUACAUGCAUUUAUCGUCAUGCCCUCCCUGCUGGUUUCGUGCUUAAAAAAAACAAAAAGAAGGAAGACAAGGAAGAGGAAAUUUCAUUGGAAGAUUUAAUAGAAAAAGAGCGGGCAGCUCUUGGACCAAAUGUUACUAGAAUCACGUUAGAAUCUUUUCUUGCAUGGAAAAAAAGAAAAAGACAAGACCGGAUUAUAAAAGCUGAAGAAGAAAUGGAAAAAAGAAAGGCUGAUUUCAAAGCAGGGAAAUCAUUGGGGGUCAGUGGCCGAGAAGUGUUUGAGUUUCGACCUGAGCUUGUUGACGAUGAUGAUGAGGAAGCAGAUGACACACACUAUACACAGGGAAGGGAUGACGAUGAGGAGGCUGAUACUACAGAUAACAUUCAGGACAUAGACUUGAGUCGGUUUGUUCUAAAAGAUGUUGAUGAAACUGGCAUAACGGUUGCAAGUCUGGAGCGCUUCAGCACGUCCAAUACACCGGCAGAAAAAGAUGACAUAAAGCUAAGUGAGGCAUCAGGAGGGGAAAUUGAAAAUGGAGCGGAAAGUGGCCAUGAAGAUGAUGAUCUGGAACAUGACUUGGUUGAUGCUGUCCCUGUUGAUGAAAAUCUAUUUACUGGAGAAGAUCUAGAUGAGCUUGAGGAAGAACUAAACACACUUGAUUUAGAAGAAUGAAUAUUUGUUUUCCCACCAUUAAAAGUGGUAGACAAUCCUGUCUAUCUUUUCCAGUCUAGGAUUUUGUACCAGAAUGUUAAGGAUUUCUCCAGCUGCUUCUAAAGGCCAUGUCAGAAUUUUUUUUUUUUUGUGUUUUAAAUUCCGAUACUUAACAACCCACAAAAUGUCAGAAUAAUUUGUUGUGAAAAAAUCAUAUUUGGAUAUAGUGGUACAUUACUUGCUGAUUCAACUAAAAUGGUCAUUUCAUAGUUUUAACCUUCAAAUCAUAAGUUGUUUCCAAAGAUAUAGUCCAUUUUGAAAAUGUAUUUAAAGUUUUUUUUUCUUCCUUUUUUGUUUUGUUUGCUAGUAUUUGGAACUGUUGAAGAUUGCCAUUUUUGUUCCUUUCAAAAAUGUACCUUCAGAUUAUAUACUACAUUUGAAGUAUCACUGAUCCUCUUGACAUCAAAUUGUAAAUAAAAGUUAUGUGGUCUUCAUCA
Messenger RNA from Spea bombifrons (plains spadefoot toad), 1851 nucleotides. It is a transcript of the gene ZC3H15, whose product is annotated as zinc finger CCCH-type containing 15. The transcript has 10 exons. Gene Ontology annotation, molecular function: mRNA binding; metal ion binding. NCBI's taxonomy places the organism in Eukaryota, Metazoa, Chordata, Amphibia, Anura, Pelobatidae. Bases 8 to 1375 code for a protein of 455 amino acids. Gene Ontology annotation, cellular component: cytosol. Gene Ontology annotation, biological process: cytoplasmic translation. The record is from RefSeq and is a predicted model, not a curated record.